AUGAACGCUAAUCAGCAAAUACUCCAGGAUCCUUUGGGAUCGAUUGUGAUGCCGCAAUUCCAAUCAAUGUCACUAAGUGGAACGUCAACUCCAUUGCUGGACUCUGGCUCGAUACCAUUGCAAAAAUCGGGAUCACUCUUGAAUAACAUAGGUAUUCAGAGGGCUCAUUCUCCGUUUGUCAAUGGAAAUGGGGCCAUAGGAGAUCCUAUGUAUGUUGGCCAGCAGCCUGCUCAACAGACUCCUCAUCAGGCGUCGGUUGGGCUGCGAGAUACUCCGUCUUCGUCUUCUGCCACUAUCAAUUGGUCUCAGAGGGCACCUGGGAACUCUUCUCUUUUCGGGCUGUCGAGCGGAGACUCUUUUACUCCAAUUGGAUCAAGUAAUCAACAGCAAUCGUCCUCUGCACCGCCAUUACCUCCAGGUGUAUUCUCUGCGCAGCCACAGCUGGUUGUGGUUGAGUCUCAAUGGAAAUACGUUGAUUUCCAAGGGAUGAUUCAGGGCCCCUUCCCGUCGCAAUCUAUGACAAAUUGGUACCAGGCAGGAUAUCUUCAGGCCUCUCUCCAAAUAAUGCGUGUGGCGUCGACUCCAGAGCCAUUCGGGGUGAACGACACUUUUGGGUCUCUGGGAGAUCUGAUGGCUACAGUUGGCGACUUUACCGAUCCUUUUUCAAAGUUUGAUAUCAUUGUGACCCAAACUCAGGCGCAAACACCCCUUCAGCACCCGGGUAGUACUUUGCCGCCGGUUGCUGAUGAGCAAAGUAAUGUGUUUGAGUCCCUGUCCGGCGUGCUAGUGGACUCUAAGGUACCUUUUGCCGACCACGCUAUCACGGUUGAUGGCUCUUCGAACGCCUGCCAUGCACCAAACGUGGAGUCUCAGGACUACACACACGGUCAAUUACUUCAAUUGCGUGAUGAUGACGGUGGGUUUUAUCAGGAGACAAUCUCUCAAAUCCCUAUUGACAAAUUUGUAGAGAGUGAUGCAGCCGUUCUGAAAAGUCUCGAUACUUCUAGUUUCAAAACCAGGCUGGUUGAUCAAGACGCUGUACAGAGAAGACGUGAGUUCGAACUAGCUAGUAAGCAGCGUAAGGAUCAAGAGAAAGCCCAGAAGCAAGAGGCUUUGCUGCAGCAGCAUAUCGCCGAGAGUGCAGCCGCUAUGGAGCUGCAGAAAAGACGCCAACAAGAGGCAGAGAUAAUGGCGAAGCAAAAACAGCAACAUUUGGAGGCGGAAGGGAUUGCAAAACAGAGACAAAGACAAUUACAUGAGGAUAAUGAGCGCAGAAAACAAGCUAAUGAGCUGGCGCGCAAUAUGCUGCUAGAAGAAGAAGCCAGACUUGCGCGUGAGCAGCAAGAGGUAGAGGAUCUCAAUAAGCGGGAAGAGGUGGAGAAAUUGCGUAAAGAAAGCUCGACUCCUAGCGGCUCAAGUCAAAGUUUGUUAUCGGCCAAGCCAGCGCCAUGGGCCAACAAAACAAAAUCUGCUAUCGCUGUUCCAUCUUUAGCUGAUGUCCAACAAAAGGAAGCUGCACAAAGAGCCAAGCGUAAGCAAGCUCAAGAGCAACAAACCCGUGAACUGGCUGCCAAAUUACAGCAGCAAGUUUUGAAUGAAGAGAGUCAGCGGCCGAGAAUUGAUUCGAUUGCCACUUGGGCAAGCAAAAAAGACCUCUCUCCCGCCUUAGACGGGCCAAAAGCGCCUGUAAAGACCAUUGAACAAAUCCAGAAAGAUCAACUAGAACAGAAAAAGUUUUUAGAGGAGCAGAAAAAACUCUGGGAAGAAGCUCAAAAAAGUGCAAAGGUUAGCCCUCCUAAUUUGAAUAGUGGCGGAAACGAAUGGACCACAGUGACAAAGAAGCAACCCGCUUUAACCAAGACAGGCAGUGCGAAGCAUUUAAACCAAAGUCAAACAUUCCUAAGCCCGGAAAAGUUGAGGUCAAUGAGCGCCACGUCGAGCAAACAAAUCGGGUCCUCUACUAGCAUCCCAACUCUAAAAGCCAAAGCUAUGUCCAGAACCCCUUCCGCAUAUACGGGCAAUGCGUCUACGUCUCUUCGUCAGGAAUUUUUGAAGUGGUGCAAAUCGCAAAUGAAAUUAUCUCCCGAAGUGGACGCAAACGGUGUUCUAGAGGUAUUAUUCAGUUUACCAGCUGGCCCUGAGUCCAAGGAAAUAAUUGCCGAUACCAUUUAUUCUAAUAGUGUGUCCAUGGAUGGAAGGAGAUUUGCGGGUGAAUUCAUAAAGCGUCGUGUUGAAUGCGAGAGUAAGCUCACUGAUUCAUUAACAUGGAGUGAAGCACUCACCAUGCCAAAGGGUGACGUUGAUGACUGGGAAUUCCAAGUUGUAGGGAAGAAGAAAAACAGAAAGCACUAG
This is a messenger RNA of Lachancea dasiensis, 2352 nucleotides long. The record is from the annotation of a GenBank genome assembly. NCBI's taxonomy places the organism in Eukaryota, Fungi, Ascomycota, Saccharomycetes, Saccharomycetales, Saccharomycetaceae.